Messenger RNA from Magallana angulata, 971 nucleotides. RefSeq lists its product as uncharacterized. The transcript has a single exon. The record is from RefSeq and is a predicted model, not a curated record. Lineage: Eukaryota; Metazoa; Mollusca; Bivalvia; Ostreida; Ostreidae. The coding region runs from base 18 to 971 and encodes 317 amino acids.
UGUUACUUUAAAGCAAAAUGUAUUUGCGACCAUCAGAAAUUUGUUUUAGCCAGGAUUCUAUUGGACGUACGUUUGGUCGUUGUACCUCUCAUGCAUACAGACCGAUUGGCGAAACACUGGAUGAUAUUCUGACUGGAAGGAUUAAUGUGAACUCCAUUCCUAAUUUUUCUGUUUACAACAAAAAUGGAAAAUGGUUUACAGCUGACAACAGAAGGUUGUGGGUGUUCCAAGAGGCUGAAAAACGUGGAAAGUGUAACGCAAUUUAUGUUCGAGAGACCUCGUACAUUGAUUACAACAAGUUUACUACAAGGAACGAUGGCGAUUCCGUUUACGUCCGAGGAAACCCGGGUGGGUAUCUAUGGCAAAACAUGCCGAUAAAGAAAAUAGAACCAAAUGAUAAACCCCACAGUACGUGUUUGCAAACGAUCCCUAACAGCUCCUACACGUAUCAAAACCAUAUUGAGAAGAUGGAUACCACUGAUAUAUGUUCAACCGAACUUAAACGCAAUGUUUACACGUUUAAUGAAAUGUCAAUAACGAAACGUGAAGAAAGUCUAUGUUUUGAUCAUGACAUUUCUAGAGAUGUCAAUGUAAUGUAUGUAGGAAGUGAAAACCAGUAUAUUAUUAAUGUUGACUCUGAUUUUGAUGUCUUGGGUCAGCAUUAUAGCAGAGCAAAACCAAAUGUAACUGAAACAGUGAUGGAGGGAAAAGUUGAAAACGAAAGGGAAAUAAGAUAUUAUGAGGAGGCUGUAAAUAAUUCACUUGAUAUUCUAAGAAUUCCAAUUUAUAUGGGUUCAGAUUCAGAAACAUCUGAACAACUGGAGAACAGGGAUGUUGUUGUGACCAUGUUUGAUGAAACCAAUGACAACCCCCUUAAAUGUAAAAAAUCCAAACGCUGUAUUUUAUUUAUAUGGUGCUUUGUUCUGGUUUUAAUUGCAUUAUUAGGGCUCCGCUCUGCGGGCGACCUGUAG